AUGGAGGAAUCAAAGCACGAGAUUGACGUUGAAGCGAUUGCAAAGGACGUCUCAAACAACGAUAUUCCUGCAGAUGGGACGACAGAGCUGCUAGACGAGCACUCUUUGAGCUUCAUGCAAGCUUUGAAGCUCUACCCAAGCGCAGUAGGAUGGUCCAUGUUCUUCUCCCUCGGGGUUAUCAUGACCGCUUUCGAUCCUCAACUACUGGGCAGUUUAUUCGCGACUCCAGCGUUUCAAAAAGAUUUUGGUUAUCUAUACGGGGACUCCUAUAUUGUCAGUGCACCAUGGCAAACAGCACUUGGGAUGGGGAAUCCAAUUGGACAAGUUGUAGGAGCUCUAGGAGCGGGAUAUCCUAUGGAGUGGUAUGGGCGAAAACCGACGUUCAUAACCUGCGUUAUUUUGACAACAGCAUUUAUCUUCAACCAAUUCUUCGCACGUUCUCUGCCGGUCUUACUUGUCGGCGAAUUGAUAGGUGGUCUAAUUCUGGGCACGUAUACAACCAUUGCUCCUACAUACGCGAGCGAAGUCUGUCCGAUAGCUCUUCGGGGUCACCUAACAGCGUACAUAAAUCUCUGUUUCGUAACAGGUCAAUUACUAGCCAACGGUGUGAUUGCAGGAACAUCGCAACUCUCGAAUCAUUGGGCAUAUUCCGCACCCUUUGCGCUCCAAUGGGCUUUUCCAGCUAUAAUUCUCAUCGGCAGUAUCUUUGCGCCUGAAAGUCCAUGGUGGUAUAUCCGCAAAGGUCGACUUGCGGAUGCGGAAAAAGCACUUGGCAGAUUGAGCAGUAAAAGUGUGGAUAAGAAGGCCGCGUUGAGAGCGAUGAUCGAGACGGAUCGUCUAGAGGUAGAGAUGGAAACUGGUACAAGUUACUGGGAUUGUUUCAAGCAAAUCAAUCUGAGGCGGACGGAAAUCAGUGUUGGUGUUUUCACGACCCAGGUUUUUAGUGGAAUUUAUUUGGUGGGAUAUGCUGCCUAUUUCUUUCAGCUUGCCGGGUUGACUGGCCACAAAGCUUUCGAUAUGAGCGUUGGAUUUUUGGCUGUGGGCUGGGUUGGAACAGUACUUAGCUGGAUCAUGAUAUCGAAAUUCGGACGAAGGAGAAUCUAUAAUAUUGGUCUGGCAGUCUUGACUGUCAUCAUGUUUCUGAUUGCGUUCCUGGACUUCGCACCGGAUUAUGAGAAUAGACCUGGCAUUAUUUGGGCACAGUCCACUCUACUUAUUCUCUGGAACGGCGUCUUCGAUAUUUCAAUUGGUCCAAUUUGCUACGUUGUAAUCUGCGAAGUUUCGGCUACCAAAGUCCGCAGUAAGACCAUCGCCAUCGCAACAGCGGCACAAGCCAUUGUGGGCAUCAUCAUGACAGUCGCGAUCCCAUACAUGAUUAAUCCGGAUCAAGCAAAUUUGAGAGGGAAGAUGGGUUUGUUCUUUGGUGGGUUGUCAGUAAUCUGUUUCAUCUGGGCAUGGUUUAGAAUCCCCGAAACGAAAGGCAGGACGUACAAAGAACUUGACUUGAUGUUCGCCGAAGGAGUCAGGACUCGAGAAUUCAAGAAAUACAAGUUCAGUUGA
Molecule: messenger RNA, 1560 nt
Organism: Glarea lozoyensis ATCC 20868
Lineage: Eukaryota; Fungi; Ascomycota; Leotiomycetes; Helotiales; Helotiaceae
Product: MFS general substrate transporter
Exons: 5
Coding region: 1-1560 (519 amino acids)
Biological process (GO): carbohydrate transport; transmembrane transport
Cellular component (GO): membrane
Molecular function (GO): carbohydrate:proton symporter activity
Source: RefSeq, a predicted model, not a curated record